UAUCGCAACCUAGCGAAAGUUUUAUCAACUACAAUAAUUUCUAACCACAAAAAAAUAAAUCAAACGUAUUCAAGAAUAUUUUUAUUCUAAUAAUUUAUUGUUUAUUAAUAAUUUAGUUAUAGUAAUACUAAUAAUCAUCUAUAAUUUAUUAUUCACCAUGGCAAAUCCUAGUCAUUCAGAUAUGACUGAAGAAGACGCUACUAAUCUUCAAUUUCCAAAAGAAUUCAAAAAGCGUAAAUUAAUAAAGCAAGAGCCAGAUACUGAGCUCGAAGUCUCAGUUGUAAGUGAGGAAAUUUUCACUUCAGACCCAGUUUGUUGCGUAUGUAAAUCGAUCCUUUGUGAGCCUUAUAUUAAAUGUAGUAUAUGUAAAAAUAUUACCAUUUGUCCGUUGUGUUUUUCAAAUGGUCGUGAAAUAGAUGAACACAAAAACUAUCAUGACUAUGUUAUCAUUAAAAAUGAAUUUCCUCUAACAGAGGAUUCUAGUUGGACAGCAAAAGAAGAAUUGAAAUUACUUGAUGUAUUACAAGAAUGUGGCUUUGGUAAUUGGGUUGAUAUUGCUAAAAGAAUGCCAGGUAAAACUUCCGAGAACUGUGAAUCGCAUUAUUUAAAUUAUUAUAUAAAUGAACAACGUUUGCCAGGAUUACCAGUUAUAAAAGAAUCUGAAGCUAGUCUGUUUGGUCAUGAAACAAUUCCAUACAUGUUUAAACUCCAAGAUUUAGAAGAGCCACCAAGAUUUGCUCCUAACACUCUCAAUAGUCGACUAUUAGCAGGCUACAAUGCAGCACGAUCGGAUUUUGAGGUUAAUUUUGAUAAUUAUGCCGAGCUUUUGAUAUCAAAUUUGAAAUAUGAUGAAUUUGAUGAAAGUCAUGAACAUUAUGAUCUUGGAAGGAACUUACAGUUCGCAAUAGUACAAGGUUAUAAUUCUAGACUGAAAGAACGAAUGAGAAGAAGAAGAAUUAUUCGUGAACAUGGAUUGAUAUCAUUCAGAAAAGUAAUAUCAUGGUUACAAAGAUAUGAUGCAACUAUAACACGACCUGUUGCUGAAAAAUUUUUGAUGUUUAUGCAACUUGUUGAUGGAUUGGAUUUUGAUUAUAUCAUGGAGUCACUUCAUUACGCUGGAGAACUCAGAAAUCGAAUUAAAAAGUUGAUAGAAUUUCGAAAGAAUGGUUUGAAAUAUUUUCAUAGUAUUUCAAUAUAUCAAAAACUUUUAAAAAUAAAACAAGAAAAUGAUAAAGACAGACGAAUAUAUAUGAAUAAUAUUGAAUGUAGUUGGAAAAAUUUAAUACCAGGUCAUUUAUCAAAUUCUCAAAUACAAACUAUAUCUACAGUUAAUCAAAGGAAACCACCUCCUCCGUUGGAAAUUUUAGGAUUACCUGGUCAUGAUAAACUUACUGACAUUGAAAAAGAAUUGUGUUCAGUAGCUAGAAUAGUACCGACGAAUUAUUUAGAAUUUAAAAAUAUUUUAAUAACGGAAAAUAAAAAAUCAGGCUCUCUGAGAUUGGCUCAAGCGCGAGUUCUUCUUAAAAUUGAUGUAAAUAAAACUAGGAAAAUUUAUGACUUUCUAGUACAACAAGGAUAUAUAAAUAAACCAGCUUAAUAAUCAUUUUUAGUAUUAAACUGAAUCAUUUUAUUCAGGAUAAAGAAAUUAGAAUAAAAAUACUAGAAUUCGAAAAUGCUGAAACAUUAUUGAUAUCAGAAGUGCAUAUGCUUUUGGAGCACAGAAAAGCACAAAAUGAAUCAGCCGAAGAAGAGCAAGAAUUUUCAGAAGUAUUCAUGAAAAGUUUAAAUUACACUGAUCGUUUU
Messenger RNA from Chelonus insularis, 1803 nucleotides. RefSeq names its product DNA-directed RNA polymerase II subunit Rpb4-like (gene Ada2a). NCBI's taxonomy places the organism in Eukaryota, Metazoa, Arthropoda, Insecta, Hymenoptera, Braconidae. Gene Ontology annotation, molecular function: translation initiation factor binding; transcription coactivator activity; chromatin binding. Gene Ontology annotation, biological process: chromatin remodeling; regulation of transcription by RNA polymerase II; transcription initiation at RNA polymerase II promoter. Bases 158 to 1597 code for a protein of 479 amino acids. The transcript is spliced from 3 exons. The record is from RefSeq and is a predicted model, not a curated record. Gene Ontology annotation, cellular component: SAGA-type complex; RNA polymerase II, core complex; nucleus.